AUGGCACACCCGACUUCUCCAGAGCCGGGCGCGACCCGCAUGGUCGAGAUUCAUCCCACCGGCAUAACGGAGCUCUAUGUCCCCUCUUCUCCAAUUGCUGAUAUCUGCUUCGUCCAUGGCUUCACCGGUCACCCCAAACUCGCCUGGCAGUCCAAGAAACGAACGAAACGACAAGCACCGACGAGUGGAUCCAGUAAUCCCUUCAAACGCAGGCUCGUCGACUCGUUCAUUCGGCCGAAAUCUCAAAGCAAUACCAGCGAUAGCUUGGAUGUUCCAGAGGCAACGUCUGAGAGACCUGGACAUGUCUAUUGGCCAAGAGAUUUAGUGCCACACAUCGUCCCCGAAGCCCGAGUGCUGACCUUUGGAUACGAUACUCACAUCCGACACUCCCUUUCCAGCCCAAACAGUGCGAAUCGGCUAAUCGACCAUGCCAACGACUUUCUUUCCGCUCUCGAAGCCUGUAGACGAGAUCCAACACGCCCGUUGAUAUUUGUCGCCCAUAGCCUAGGGGGUCUGCUUGUCAAGGAUACAUUGAGACUUUCGAAGGGCUAUGCGCAACACCAACCGGAUCGUUCGUUAGUAUACGAAUCUACGACCAACCUGUUGUUCUUUGGCACACCACAUGCAGGGGCAGACCCUCUUAACAGCACAUUCCGAGCUCUCACCAACCUAUUGCAGGUGCUCGGUUUGAGGGUCAACCAUGAGAUCGUACAGACUUUAAUGCCCGCUGCUGAGCGAUUGAUCCUCUUGAGGGAUGAUUUCCAAUCAAUGAUCAAUGAGAACGACUGGGUUGUCCAUACAUUCCAGGAAGAGCUUGCACACACCGUGUUAUCUCGCAAGAUCGUGGAAGACUCAUCUUCUUGCAUCAACGAUCGCCGCCAGGAGAGGGUGGUCCACAUCCACGCAGAUCAUGUCGACAUGUGCAGAUUUAGCGGGAACGAUGAUCCCGAGUUUCGGAAGGUUGCAGCAGAGCUCCGCAGGGUCGACGAAUCUCUAUUAUCGAGGAAGAGUGGAACAGCUCAGGACGUUUGCGCUGAUGGAUCCUUUGACGGUACGUUACAACCAGAAAGGUCAAUCCCGACACCGGAGCAGAGAGAAAAACUUAUCGAGAUGCUGUCUUUCGACGGUAUCGACGCUAGGUACAUGACUCUGAGAACCGCCCAGACGAAAACUUGCCAGUGGCUCCCAAAGCACAGCGAAUACAAGGCAUGGCAGAACCCGACUCAAAUGCAGGACCACCAUGGCUUUCUCUGGAUCAAAGGAAAGCCCGGAGCCGGAAAAUCAGUGAUGAUGAAGUACCUACUUCAAAAUGCCAGAAGGGCCAAGAAAAGGGGCGCCGUCAUCUCGUUCUUCUUCAAUGCAAGGGGGGGCAACCUGGAACGAUCUGUUAAAGGACUUUACCGGUCACUAUUGUCCCAGCUGCUCAGGUUUGGAGAUGAGCUACACAUCGAUCCAGAUCUACUGGAGUUGCUGCUGGGCUUUGAGGAUGACAAGCCCUGGCCCAUCGAGACCUUAAAGGAAGCAAUUGGGUCGGUAGUGGAGCACCUCGGUACAGGCCAACUAUGCUGCUUCAUCGAUGCCUUGGAUGAAUGUCCGGAGGACGAGAUUCGCGACAUGAUAUUGUUUUUCGAAGACGUUGGAGAGAAAGCAGCCCAAGCAAACUCCCAUUUUCGACUGUGCUUCUCUAGUCGACACUACCCCUACAUCGCUAUUCGAAAAGGGCUGCAAAUUGUCCUGGAGGACGAAACCGACCAUGCUGAUGAUAUCCGGCACUACAUCUCUUCAAAGCUCAGAAUAGGUCUACCAGCAGCCAGGCCAGCAAUAGAGGUCGACAUUUUCGAACGAUCUUUCAAUAUCUUCCUCUGGGCGGCAUUGGUUGUCGACAUCCUUAACAGGGAACAUGACAAGGGCAGAAAUCUCAACGCAUGGAGCCGCUUGAAGCAGAUACCGACUGGGCUACAUGAGCUAUUUCAGGAUAUCCUGACUCGAGAUACCGAGAACCUAGAUCAGCUUGUGCUCUGUAUCCAAUGGGUUCUCUACGCGAAAAGACCAUUGCGGCCCGAAGAACUGUAUUUCGCCUUGCAUCUCGGUAUUGAUCCUAUCUCAAGCGCCGAUUGGGACGAGAGGUCUAUCUCAAUGGGCCAAAUCAAUCGAUUCAACCUCGACGUCUCCAAAGGGCUUACGGAAGUAACAAAGAAGAAGCCGGUAGUUCAGUUCAUCCAUGAGUCUGUUCGCGACUACCUCCUGCGGGACAACGGUCUCCAAACCCUACUUGAGCACCGCACAGACGUGCGCGGUUUCGGCGAGGGAUAUAGCCAAGAUGCCCUCAAAAACAGCUGCCUCACACAGAUGCGCCAGUAUCUUUCUUCUCCCGGGAUCGAGUCCUAUACGCAUACCGCGGACUCAGCCCAGAAUGCAGCAUUUGACCAAGCAGAGUUCCUGUCGAUAUUCCCAAGAGGGUCAUGGAUCAAGCUUGACAACAUGCUGCAAAAGUAUCGAAUUCGACGCCACUCCAUAGAGGCACACCUACUCUACAUCCUUGCGGAACAGAACUUGGCAAAUCUGAUCAGCAUACACCCGGAGCGACAUCAUACUCUGGUCAUCGAGGCCAAGACAGAAAGAUACCCGUCGCCCCUCUGCGCGGCCAUGGCAUUGGGACAGCACGACGCCAUUCGCAGUCUGACCCUUGAAGCUGCCAUCGCUGCCACAUCGGAAGGUGACAAGGACCUCAUAUUCCGUGUACGAGAAGAAUUGAGCAACUUGUCUCAUCUAAAGUCUGAUCUGGAUGGGAAGCAUUGGAGGUCGAUAGACUUGCUCGAAUGUCUCCUACGUAUUGGGAGUCAGUCUCUGGUUGGUGCUCUGUGGUACGGUGUUCUUGGAAAUCCGGAAGACGCGCUCGCCAAGAUUUCAAUAGAUGCGCCCUUUGCAUUUUCCCAGUGCUUGAUCCAGAAUGGGGCACGGGUCGACGUUCCACGGCAACCGAGCCGCCUGAACAUUCUAGGAGAGGCUGUAGGAAGCGAGAGACUCGACCUAGUAAGGCUCCUCCUGUCCCUGGGCACAAAUUCCUAUCGCACUAGUGAGAUCGUGCUCAGCUUGCCAGAACUGGCGGGAAUCAGCGAGAUGGCCAAGUUUUUUCUCGAGCACGAUGCUAGCCCCGGCUUUGCGGACCAUUGGGACAAGGUGCUUUUCAAAGCGAUGAACGAAAAUCGAUCCGAUUUAGUAGCGCCGCAGUAA
Anthostomella pinea is the source of this 3234-nucleotide messenger RNA. The record is from the annotation of a GenBank genome assembly. Lineage: Eukaryota; Fungi; Ascomycota; Sordariomycetes; Xylariales; Xylariaceae.